CCCCUGGCUCCGUGCCACAGACGCGACCCCACAUUCCACACACGCCUGUCACUUUAAGCUGCCUGGCUGUCCCCUGCAAACUGCUCGGUCCACAUUCUCGGGUUGGGGGGGUGAGGCACUGGCACGCCCUCCCAGCGGCCUAUAAGGCACAGGGUGGGGAGCUGGGGCCUCGCCGCCUGCCGUCCUCAUGGCCCUGCUGCUCCUGGGGAUCCUGCUGCUCCUGGGGCUCUGGGGGCUGCUCCGAACCUGUACCCGCACCCCCUCCUCAGCUUCUCGCUGGCCCCCUGGACCCCGCCCACUGCCGCUCAUAGGAAACCUGCACUUACUGCGUGUGUCACAGCAGGACCAGUCACUGAUGGAGCUCUCAGAACAGUAUGGGCCGGUGUUCACUGUCCACUUGGGGCGCCAGAAGACGGUGGUGCUGGCUGGCUACGAGGCUGUGAGAGAGGCCCUGGUGGGCACGGGGCCAGAGCUGGCUGACCGGCCCCCCAUCGCCAUCUUCCAGCUCAUCCAGGGAGGUGGGGGCAUCUUCUUCUCGUCAGGGGCACGCUGGAGGGCCGCUCGGCAGUUCACCAUACGCACCCUCCAUGGCCUGGGUGUGGGGAGGGGGCCCAUGGCUGACAACGUCCUGCAGGAGCUGAGGUGCCUUAUGGGGCAGCUGGACUGCUACAGAGGUCAGCCCUUCCCCCUGGCCCUGCUCGGCUGGGCACCCUCCAACAUCACGUUCACACUGCUCUUUGGCCAGCGGUUCGACUACCAGGAUCCUGUGUUUGUGUCCCUGCUGAGCCUGAUCGAUGAGGUCAUGGUCCUCUUGGGGACCCCCAGCCUGCAGCUGUUCAACAUCUACCCCUGGCUCGGGGCCCUCUUCCAGCUGCACCGGCCAGUCUUGCGGAAGAUAGAGGAGGUUCGAGCCAUCCUGAGGACCCUCCUAAAGGCGCGGCGGCCCUCCAUGCCCGGGGGAGGCCCCGUGCAGAGCUACAUGGAUGCCUUGAUUCAGCAGGGCCAGGGGAAAGACCCCCAAGGCCUGUUUGCCGAGGCCAACAUGGUGGCCUGCACCCUGGACAUGGUCAUGGCUGGCACAGAAACCACAUCGGCUACACUGCAGUGGGCUGCCCUCCUGAUGGGCAAACACCCAAGUGUGCAAUGCCGGGUGCAGGAGGAGCUGGACCGUGUGCUGGGGCCCGGGCGGGCCCCCCAGUUGGAGGACCAGCGGUCACUGCCCUACACCAAUGCUGUGCUGCAUGAGGUCCAGAGGUUCAUUACCCUCCUGCCCCACGUGCCUCGGUGUAUGGCGGCUGACACUCAGUUGGGCGGCUACCUGCUCCCCAAGGUGGGCACCCCCCUCCUGGACCCUGACAGGGGGCAGGGCCCUCCAUCCCUCCUUCCCUCUGCUCUGGGCCAGGGUGGGCCCCGCUGGGAGUCCCCUGGGGGGACCCUCUCUCUUCGUGCACACCCCCGGGGGAGGGGGUGCCAGGCCCACCUGCUGCACUGCCCACAGGGCACGCCUGUGAUCCCCCUGCUGAGCUCUGUGCUCCUGGACAAGACACAGUGGGAGACCCCCCGCCAGUUCAAUCCCAGCCACUUCCUGGAUGCUGAGGGACGCUUUGUGAAGCGGGCAGCCUUCCUGCCUUUCUCUGCAGGCCGCCGCGUCUGUGUGGGGGAGAGCCUGGCCAGGUCGGAGCUGUUCCUGCUCUUUGCUGGUCUUCUCCACAGGUAUCGCCUGCUGCCCCCACCGGGCCUCAGUCCCGAUGCCCUGGACACCACACCCGCCCCGGCUUUCACCAUGCGGCCUCCAGCCCAGGCCCUCUGUGCGGUGCCCAGGCCUGGGGGCUACGACCAAAGAGACUGGGGGAGGGUCUGAGUCACUCCCCCAGAUCCCGGCUUGAGGUGCUCUGUGGAUGGACAGACAGACAGCUCCUCAUGGGGCCCCCAAAGCCCUUCCUUGGCCUGAUCCUGUUCUUUAGGGGCUCAGGCCCCUUUCAGUUCUCCAUACCUGGAGUCGUCUAUACUCCUCCUCCGGUCUCCCCAGGGCAGCUGAGCUCCCUCCCUGCCCUCUGCCCUCAGACCCCCCACCCGUCGUACCUCAGGUGCCCCUCACACUCCAGCAGUGAAGCACUCCCUCCCAACACCCCCAUGCAUGCCUUCCUGGGCUCACCGCUGCCUCUUCUCCCCACUCCCCCUCCAUGCUACCCUCACAGUUCCCCCACAGGGCCAUUGGGGAACAGGUGCCCCCC
Messenger RNA from Nyctereutes procyonoides (raccoon dog), 2234 nucleotides. RefSeq names its product cytochrome P450 2W1. Lineage: Eukaryota; Metazoa; Chordata; Mammalia; Carnivora; Canidae. The transcript has 8 exons. Gene Ontology annotation, cellular component: cytoplasm; intracellular membrane-bounded organelle. Gene Ontology annotation, molecular function: heme binding; iron ion binding; oxidoreductase activity, acting on paired donors, with incorporation or reduction of molecular oxygen, reduced flavin or flavoprotein as one donor, and incorporation of one atom of oxygen. Gene Ontology annotation, biological process: xenobiotic metabolic process. Bases 188 to 1861 code for a protein of 557 amino acids. The record is from RefSeq and is a predicted model, not a curated record.